AGAAAAUGGCAAAAGCAUCGCUGAUGGCUCUGGUUUUAAAGACAGUCUGUAUUUCGUUUCUCAUCAGCUUCGCCCUUGCCGCUGAAAAAUUAAAUGUGGUGGGCAAAGUCUACUGUGACACGUGCCGCGUUGAGUUCGAAACCAAACUCAGUGAACCCAUUUCAGGUGCAACGGUGAAGUUGGAAUGCAAGAAGGAAAAGGACGAUGUGAUGACCUUCAGUCGAGAGGCGGUUACCAAUGCAACAGGUGGAUACAGCAUCCCGGUGGAGGGUGACCACUAUGAAGAGAUAUGCUGGGUUAGGGCGGACAAGAGUCCCCGGGCAGACUGCAAUCAAAGGAUGGAAGCUUGGGAAAGAUCUCAGGUGGAACUGAGCGGCAAAGAUGGCUUAGCUGAGCCUACUAGAACUGCCAACAAUCUUGGUUUCAAGAAGAAGGAAGCUCUUCCUGGUUGCCCUCAAGUUCUUAAAGAGAUGGGCUUUCCUAACGGAAAGGUUGAGCCAGUACCAUAACCUACAUCAACAAAUCCCAUAACACCCUCCCUGCAAAUCCUUUCAUUAUAUCUUUAAAAUGUAACUUGUACCACUUUA
Molecule: messenger RNA, 587 nt
Organism: Hibiscus syriacus
Lineage: Eukaryota; Viridiplantae; Streptophyta; Magnoliopsida; Malvales; Malvaceae
Product: anther-specific protein LAT52-like
Exons: 1
Coding region: 6-509 (167 amino acids)
Source: RefSeq, a predicted model, not a curated record